Molecule: messenger RNA, 1557 nt
Organism: Schizophyllum commune H4-8
Lineage: Eukaryota; Fungi; Basidiomycota; Agaricomycetes; Agaricales; Schizophyllaceae
Exons: 8
Coding region: 1-1557 (518 amino acids)
Biological process (GO): transmembrane transport
Cellular component (GO): fungal-type vacuole membrane; plasma membrane
Molecular function (GO): transmembrane transporter activity
Source: RefSeq, a predicted model, not a curated record
AUGGCGCGACGAGGUGCGUACCUACAACUUCCACACGAGUGUUCCCCCGCUGAUCCUUCGCGCAGCGUUCACGAAGCGCGGAUCGCGGACUUGAACGACGAUGUACCGCGGGGCAAGCUCAGGUCUCUCUGGACGCUGGUGGAGAAGCUCGAUCGCUGGGGUGUUGAGGCGCGUGGAAUUGAGCGAGUAAUGCCGGACGAACGAUCGCAGACCUCGUCGCUGGUGUGCUUCUGGAUGUGGCUGGCGGCAAACAUGACCAUCUCGACUUUCUCUCUGGGCACGCUUUCUGCGUCUGUGUUCGAGCUUGGGCUGAGGGAUGCGGUCUUGACCAUCCUAUUCUUCAACCUUCUCACUUCAAUCCCUGCGGCUUACUUCUCGACAUGGGGACCGAAGCUUGGAUUGCGCCAAUUGACCAUCUCGCGCUUCUCCUUCGGCUAUUUUACGGCUUUGAUCCCCGUUAUCCUCAACUGCAUUGCAUGCGUAGGGUGGUCUGUUGUGAACUCAAUCGUUGGUGGGCAGACGCUGCAGGCCGUCAGCACGUCGCACCAGAUCCCCAUCGCCGCUGCCAUCGUUGUCAUAGCGGUCGGCACUAUCAUCGUGUCCUUCAUGGGCUACCGUGUCGUGCAUUUGUAUGAGAAGUACUCGUGGAUUCCUGUCUUCGUCAUUUUCAUCAUCUACGCGGGCGAGAUUGGUGCUCAUGUCGACGUCGGUGCUUGGGGCGGAAGCGGCGAGGUUGAGGCUGCGAGCGUACUGUCUUAUGGCGCUAGCGUCGCUGGUUUUGCACUGGGCUGGACCUCGCUGGCUGCGGACUACUCUGUCCAGCUUCCCGAGAAUAUGGCUACGUGGAAGGUGUUCUGGUCCACAUACUGGGGCAUGAAUCUCCCGAUGAUUACUGUCGAGAUCCUCGGUGCGGCUGCCAUGCACACCUUCGAUGCUAAGCCGACGUGGGGCGAUGCCUACGGUGCUAUCGGUGUGGGUGGUUUGCUCGGUGCGCCGCUUACUGGCACCAUGCACGGCUUUGGCAGCUUCCUUCUCGUGCUGCUCGCCCUCUCCAUCGUGGCGAACAACAUUCCCAACAUGUACUCUCUCUCCGUCACCUUCCAGGUGCUCGGUCGUUACGCCCAGGCCAUUCCCCGCGUUUUCAUCGUCCUUGCCGGGUCCGCCGUCUACAUCGCCCUCGCCAUUGUCGGUGCUAGCUACUUCGAGGAGUGGCUUGAUACGCUCCUCGUCGUUCUCAGCUACUGGCUCGCGAUCUUCUCGACGAUCUUGGUGGAGGAGCACCUUAUCUUCCGUCGCGGAGAUUGGAUGAACUAUGCACCUGAUGAGUACAAUCAGUGGAGGAAGCUGCCCCUUGGCGUUGCCAGUUUCUUGGCUUUGGGCUGCGGAGUGGCAGGCGCUGUUCUUGGUAUGGCACAGACGUGGUAUGUCGGAGUCAUCGGUAGCAAGUUCGGGCUUCCGGGUAUCGGUGGCGAUAUUGGCUUCGAGCUGUCCUUCGCCUUCAGCGCGGUGACAUAUCCCAUCUUCCGAUAUAUUGAGCGCAAGUAUUGGGGCGCCUAA